UUAUAAUCGCUGCCCGAUGCUUGUAUUUUACCCCGAAACAAGCUGCAGCCAAAACAUUUUAUUCGCAAAAGCACGGUGUCCCGUGCGCUGUCCGGUGUUCCACUGCUAAAGUACAGGGGUAAAACUAUGUUAUGAUGGAUUCGUCGGAAGCAAACGAGCUGCUUUCCAGUAGCGAUCCCGGGGAUACGCAUGAGACACGAAAGGAUUGUCCGCUGGAAACUAUCUACCGGCAUCGGGGAGCAUACGAGUUGCCUCACGUGGAGAAAAUACAACGCAGCGAGCGCCACACAGUGCUGUAUGAACUGCCAUUCAAAGUGGGGGCGGAAGGGCCUCCCGCGCCUUACGUGUCCAGCGAGGCGGCGACAAAUGGUGCAGCCAAAGUGCGACUACCGACUUCCGCCAAGUGUGUGAUGCGAAACGCGGACGGUACGUCCGGCAUCGAAAGUCGCUGGAACCUGGUACGCCGUGCGCUUGAGAGGCCAAUCACCAAUGCGAGGCAGCUGGAGGCGGCGAUCGUGUUGUAUAAUCCGGACUACCGGACACGAUACCAGUUUAUUGCGCUGCACCGACUAUUUGAGCAGUGUGAAGAAAGUGAGCGGGUUGCUUUCUUUCGCGAUACGUUACGGCGAAUGACAGAGCUGGCGCUGCGAUUGACCGAGCUGUUCCGUGCGCCGAUCCCGUUGCUGACACAACGCCAGAACCACGCCGUUUCCAUGACCCAGCAGCAGGCCGCCUGUUUGCUGGCAAACGCAUUCUUUUGCACCUUUCCGCAGCCAAGACCGGCUCAGGCGCGUAGCUUUUCGGUGGGAAAUUUCGCGGCACUGUUCGCUGGUACGUCCCAGUCGGCGGUCGAAAAACUGAAGUGCCUCUGCCACUACUUUCGGCGAGUCUGCUGCGUGGCCAUGCCCACCGGUGUGCUAACGUACGAGCGGCGAUACGUACCGAAGCAUGCACUGCUCGACUGGGGCACCGUCGAGCACGUAUUUGACCGGGAGCGCGCCCCGCUGCACGUGUCGUCCGAGGGCACAAUAGAGGACCAGGGCACUGGCCUGCUGCAGAUGGUGUUCGCGAACCGGUUCCUCGGAGGCGGCGUGAUCGGCAACGGCUGUGUGCAAGAAGAGAUACGAUGCGUCAUCUGCCCGGAGCUGCUCGUCGGCCGGCUGCUAUUCGAGUCGUUGCGUGAGACGGAGGCGUACUUCGUGCUCGGCGCGGAGCAGUUCAGCACGUACGAAAACUAUGCGGCAACGUUCACGUUCGCCGACGACCAUCGAGACGAGACUCCACGGGAUGCUUGCGGACGUCGCCAGUGUUACAUCGUUGGGCUGGACGCGCUUAAGGUAGUCGAUGGUUCGACGAACCAGUACAGCGAGCGGUCUAUUUUGCGCGAGCUGCACAAAGCGUACGUCGGCUUCCGUCACCCACUGCCCGGACCGGCUCCCGGCAUUGCCACUGGCAACUGGGGCUGCGGUGCGUUCGGCGGAUCGGCACCCCUCAAGGCACUUCUGCAGCUGAUGGUUGGUUGCGUCACCGAGCGUCCGCUGCUCUACUUCACCUGCAACGAGCGCAAUCUGCAGGAACAACUAUGCAAUUUGUACGCCUUCCUGACCGAACGGCGAGUGUCCGUGGCCACCGUGUACGAGCUACUGGUGCGAUACGGUGCAGACGAUGCAUCCCAUGGGAUAUCAAACGUUUACAACUAUAUCUAUCAACGCCUCGCGGAAUCAAAUCCACGGGCCCGGUAAUGAUUCGUUUGGUCUCUCCGUUGAAGUUAUCAUUAUUUAGUCCAACUGUUCCAAUAUCUUGUUUCAUCUUGUACAAUAAAUUAUUUCCCAUUAAAAUAAUUUUG
Anopheles coustani is the source of this 1846-nucleotide messenger RNA. Its product is annotated as poly(ADP-ribose) glycohydrolase-like. Gene Ontology annotation, cellular component: cytoplasm; nucleus. The transcript has 2 exons. NCBI's taxonomy places the organism in Eukaryota, Metazoa, Arthropoda, Insecta, Diptera, Culicidae. Bases 132 to 1742 code for a protein of 536 amino acids. The record is from RefSeq and is a predicted model, not a curated record. Gene Ontology annotation, biological process: carbohydrate metabolic process; ATP generation from poly-ADP-D-ribose; nucleotide-sugar metabolic process. Gene Ontology annotation, molecular function: poly(ADP-ribose) glycohydrolase activity.